Cyphellophora europaea CBS 101466 is the source of this 1923-nucleotide messenger RNA. RefSeq lists its product as uncharacterized. Gene Ontology annotation, cellular component: cytoplasm; nucleus. Gene Ontology annotation, molecular function: protein binding. Lineage: Eukaryota; Fungi; Ascomycota; Eurotiomycetes; Chaetothyriales; Cyphellophoraceae. Bases 1 to 1923 code for a protein of 640 amino acids. The transcript has a single exon. The record is from RefSeq and is a predicted model, not a curated record.
AUGGCGGAUAUUGUAGGUACUACAUUUGCCUGUGUGCAGAUCCUUGACACAACGAUUAAGCUGAAAAGUCUUUGGCAAUCGAUCAAGGGUGCUCCAGCUGAAAUUGCCGCCUUCGUUGAUGAGAUUCAAGCAUUCCAUCAGGUCUGCUCGUCGAUAGCCGAUCAACAGCAAGGCGUCGACCCCAAAAACACCAACGAAUCUGUACGAAUUUGUUUAGCACAGUGUGAGAGACAAAUCAAACAUCUCCUGGAAGAAGCAAAAGGGUUGCACGAGGGCUUUCUCAAACACCAAAAACGCACUUAUUGGAGAUUCGAGUCCACGAAGACCACACUGGCCGCUCAUAAGGCGGCACUCGGACGUGCGACAUGGUUCUUGGUUGCAGCACAAAACCUUCAAGAGAGGGAACAACGCCAGUACGAUACAGGAAAGAUCCUAGAAGUUCUGAAUUUUCUCCAUAUGCAGUUACUGCAGUCAGCGCCUCCAGCAUUCGGGGAUCUUGAAAUGCAAAGCGAUCCCCGCCAGCAGGCCUCGUUGACGGUCAAGGAGAGCUGUCUGCAUUCUUCAUCACAACGCUAUAAGCAUCGAAGAGGCACCGAAGCAUGGUCGAUGCGACUAAUAAGCCCGUCGUGGCUUUUUAAAACAGUACUCGACCUGCAGAUCACUCGAGCUACAUCCUUUGAAUGGAACUACAACUUUCGCAUCCUGAAUGUCGUUGGAGAACCUUCACGGUUUAUGCUUGCCGCGAAAGCUGGUGACAUCGAAACGAUGAAGGAGCUCUUCUCGAAUGGGUCAGCGUCUCCCUUCGACGUCGACAAAGAAGGCAGAUCAGCCCUGCAUUACGCCGCGUUCCAAGGGCAGCUAGAAGCAUGCGAAUUGCUUUUGCAAAAUGGUGCUCAGGCCAACGCGCAGAGUUUCAUUGGUUCAACGCCUCUGAUGCACGCGUCUAUAGCGUUCAGAGCAUGGGUUAGGUGGAAACCAGACAAAAGAAAGCGAAUGCAGGAGUUGCUCCGACUGCUAAUGGAGCACAAGACGUACGAUCAGGCAGCGUUUACGGCUUACGAGGCUUCAUUGUUCAAUGGAGACAUUGGUUAUUGCGGCGAUCCAGAAGGCCUCCAAAUUGUCCAGCGCUGCGCUUUUGUUUCUCAUGCUAGCCUCGACCUUGCAGAGCGAUUUAAAUGGGCCAUGGCAUUGGAGACGUGGUCUAUUCGAGGUGCCACCGCUGAGCUCCUGGAGACGGCUUUAGGUUGCAGCCCAAUCGAACCAGCGGCAUACUGGUUGAAGAAUAGCGACAAUGAAACACUACUGUUCUUCAUCGCCCGCUGUCUAGGAUUCGAGCACUCGAAGAGCAGAACAGAGAACUUAGCGGGAUGGCGCCGUCUACUGAGAGAUGCCGUAACCGCGGGUGCUAACCUCCACGCUACCAGCACCAGCACAAUGUCCCCCAAUACUGACCCCUUCUGGGCAUUCUUCUCGCGGUAUAAGAAAAGUUUUCGCCACUUGAGACGGCACGGAUACAGCUUCACCCCAGCGUUGAGACUUUGGGUUACCGAGCUUCAAUUUGCCGGGGUGAACUUGGUCGAAUACGGUGAGAGGCUAUUGAGUAAGUUGAGGAGCGGCUUGCUGUCCUACGAAUGGGAUAUCUAUAAGGGUCCUUCUACGAAAAGGGUCGAACGGCCGUGGGUCAGUAACAGAGAGCUUCCAUGGAGGCUUAUCAGUUUCUCGUUCGGCCCUGAGCCCGACGACUGGCAAGCAUGGACCACAAACCCGAUCGAUGAGCUGGUGGGAGAUUUCUGGCACCUCAUCGACAAUCCGGAAGCCUUCAUGCCUGGAGCAUGGAUGGAGUAUUUUGAUGAUGCAACCAAAAAGGUUAGGAUCUCGCCUGACAAAGUGGUUGGCCGAGUCAGGGAGAUAGGGUUGGAGUGA